Cuscuta europaea is the source of this 1010-nucleotide messenger RNA. The record is from the annotation of a GenBank genome assembly. Lineage: Eukaryota; Viridiplantae; Streptophyta; Magnoliopsida; Solanales; Convolvulaceae.
UAAUUACCAAAAAAUGGUAAGCAUUUCCAAUACAGUAAGGGAAGGUAUCCGUGCUUCAUAGUUCACACGCAUCCACCCCAUCGACAAGCGAAUCGCCCUCUGCAAGCGAAAAAACAGAAAACGGGAGACGGGCUGCUGAUGAGGUGACGACCACUACCGAACGCGGAAAGCCGACCACUGUCCAGUGCCCGCACCGCACCACGCCUCCCGUCCGCUAAGUCGCUCAACCUGCGUCUUCGCUGAGCCGCCUAGCGUGUCUGACCGUGUCGCCAGGCCGCUGAAGUAGUGAAUUGUUGAUUUGCUGAAGGACGUUUCAGGGUUUCGUAAGCCAAUACCAGUAUCACGAGAUAUGAAACUGACUCUCGAAUUCGGAGGUGGAUUGGAACUUCUUUGCAAUUCUAUGAAGAUACAUGAAAUCUCCAUUACACCUGAAGAUGGUGGGACAAAGGUCACAAUGAAAUAUUUGCUCUCUUGGGUUUGCAAGAAUUUGAUCAAGGAGAGGCCUGAAAUGUUUAUUAAGGGAGACACUGUGAGGCCAGGAGUCUUAGUCCUCAUCAAUGAUGAGGAUUGGGAACUAAAUGGGCAGCUUAAUGCUGUGUUAGAAGAUAAAGAUGUCAUCAUUUUCAUUUCAACUCUGCAUGGGGGAUAAGUAUGAAGCCUUUCCAAAAUUCCAACUUCUUUUGUCUUCCGCUUUUGUUAUUGACGGGUAUCAAUGAAGUUUGAUUUAGCAAAAAAAAUCUUUUCCUACCUUUCUUUUUGCUGUUGUAAAAUAAAGUUCUUGAAUGCAUAAGCAGUUCAAAUGCUCAGUAUGUGUUACUUAAAGUACUUGCGUAUGGUGAUCACUAUUCUUAGGUUUACUCCAAAUGUGUAAUUGUAUUAUAAGAGAACCUUAACUACUGUUUCUGCAAAGGCAACUUGGCAAUUUGAUGUCAUCAUGAACAUGAAUCAUGAUCAUUGAUAAUCAUCACAUCAUAAUAAAAUGUAGAAAUUAUCGUAGUGUUUAUGUUGCA